CCCUAAAAGAAAAGAAAAACCCCAAAACCAAAUUUUCUUUAAAAGAAUUUGUAGAGAGAUAGAGAGAGAGAGAAAACCACGGACAAAGAAAGAUAUUUUUAUUUUUCGUAUCGCCUUCUUCUUUUGUUCUUCCUCACAAAAUUAGGGUUUCUGCUUUGGUUACCCUGCACAUUCCCAUCGACGUUAUUCGCGAAUUUUGCUGUGGAUAGAGUGGAAAGCAGAUUGUAUUAUUCGUUUUGAUGUUGACGAAAGCUUUACGGUUAGAUUGAAUCGAUAAAAGUUUGUUUAUUUUUGGGAAUUUUGAAGGUGUUCGACAAAAAACCUGGUUCCGAAGGAGAAUUGAGGGGGGAAAAAGCUAAAACCAAGGGUUUCGUUUGAGUAUGCCAACUUCUUGGGCUGAUUCAGUUGCUGCAGCUGAAAACGCGGCUGCUGGUUCAUAUGUAGGGAAUUCAAAUUCUUUAGCCCCAAACCGAUCAACCUAUGUUCCUCCACAUCUCCGUAACAGACCUGGUAGCGCAGAGGCGGCACCACCACCAGCCACCGCCAACACUGGCUCUACUUCUGCUGUACCCGUUGUUGGUGGGGGAGCCCCCAACCGUUGGGCUGCUCCUGUUCCUGGUCCUAGAAACGACUUCAGGUCAGGGUACGGUGGUGGUGGUGGCGGUGGACGUGGCGGCGGCGGCGGUUGGAACAACAGGAGUGGUGGCUGGGACCGUGGAAGAGACCGUGAAGUUAACCCUUUUGGAGAUGAAGAAAACACUACUAGUGAACAAGACUUCUUAGAACAGGAGAACACUGGAAUCAACUUUGAUGCUUAUGAAGAUAUUCCAGUGGAGACAAGUGGUGAUAAUGUCCCACCUCCUGUGAACACUUUUGCUGAGAUUGAUUUAGGGGAAGCUUUAAAUUUAAACAUUAGGAGGUGCAAGUAUGUGAAGCCAACUCCUGUUCAAAGACAUGCCAUUCCAAUCUCUCUUGGUGGAAGGGAUUUAAUGGCUUGUGCUCAAACAGGGUCAGGAAAGACAGCUGCUUUUUGUUUUCCAAUCAUCAGUGGGAUAAUGAGAGGGCAAUUUGGUCAAAGAGCUCCACGAAUGCCACGUACAGCAUGUCCACUUGCUCUUAUUCUCUCCCCUACACGGGAACUAUCAUGUCAAAUUCAUGAAGAAGCUAGGAAGUUUGCUUAUCAAACUGGAGUAAAAGUUGUGGUUGCUUAUGGUGGUGCCCCAAUAAAUCAACAGCUUCGAGAGCUAGAGAGGGGCGUUGACAUUCUUGUUGCUACCCCUGGGAGAUUGGUUGACCUUCUAGAAAGGGCAAGAGUGUCAUUACAGUUUAUCAGAUAUUUAGCUUUGGAUGAAGCUGAUAGAAUGCUUGAUAUGGGAUUCGAACCACAAAUCAGGAAAAUUGUCCAACAAAUGGACAUGCCCCCGCCAGGUGUCAGACAAACAAUGCUUUUCAGUGCCACUUUCCCCAAAGAGAUUCAGAGAUUGGCUUCUGAUUUUCUUGCAAACUACAUAUUUUUGGCUGUGGGAAGAGUUGGAUCAAGUACUGAUUUGAUUGUGCAAAGAGUUGAAUAUGUACAAGAAAGUGACAAAAGAAGCCAUCUUAUGGACCUUCUUCAUGCCCAAAGGGCCAAUGGUACUCAUGGAAAGCAAGCUCUUACAUUGGUAUUUGUGGAGACAAAAAAAGGAGCUGAUUCAUUGGAAUAUUGGUUAUGCAUGAAUGGCUUCCCUGCAACCACUAUUCAUGGUGAUAGAACACAACAGGAACGCGAACAAGCAUUAAGAUCAUUCAAAAGCGGAAACACACCAAUCCUAGUGGCAACAGACGUAGCAGCACGUGGACUCGACAUCCCACACGUGGCCCACGUGGUCAACUUUGACCUCCCAAACGACAUCGACGAUUACGUCCACCGAAUCGGAAGAACCGGCCGCGCCGGAAAAUCCGGUCUCGCCACCGCCUUCUUCAACGACAACAACUCCUCCAUGGCCCGCCCCCUCUCCGACCUCAUGCAAGAAGCCAACCAAGAAGUCCCCGCCUGGCUCGCUCGCUACGCCGCCCGCGCUUCCUACGGCGGCGGCAAGAACCGCCGCGGUGGCGGUGGCCGCUUCGGCGGUCGCGAUUUCCGGCGAGACUCCAAUUUCAACCGCGGCGGUGGUGGAGAUUAUUAUGGCGGCGGAGGCGGCGGGAACAUGAACAGCUACGGUGGAGCUUAUGGUGGCGGAUAUGGUGGCGGCGGCGGCGGGUAUGGUGGUGGUGGUGGUGGUUAUAAUCCCGGUGUUGCGAGUGCUUGGGAUUAAUAUUAAUAUUAUUAUUAUGAUUAUUAUUAUUAUAAUAGUUGUUUUUGGUGUAAUUUACUUUUUUUAACCCUUGAUGGGUGAAGUUGGGUUUAGAGGAUAGUUGGUCUUCUUCUGCUAACAGAGUAGGGUUAAAAUUUGGUGGUUGAUGGGUUGUGGUGGGUGGGUGAUGACGUGGCAUGUAUACGAUGAUGAUAAAAACGUAUUUUUAUUUUUUUUAUUUUCUGCAACCCGAGUUGAGGGUCUGUAGAUUAUUUGCGGCUUUUGUGUUGCUAUUUUUCUGCAGAGCCUUGUUUAUCGUUUAAAAAAUGAAAGUGUGCUUGUUUUUAAA
This is a messenger RNA of Lactuca sativa (garden lettuce), 2622 nucleotides long. RefSeq names its product DEAD-box ATP-dependent RNA helicase 11. Gene Ontology annotation, molecular function: RNA helicase activity; nucleic acid binding; ATP binding. The record is from RefSeq and is a predicted model, not a curated record. NCBI's taxonomy places the organism in Eukaryota, Viridiplantae, Streptophyta, Magnoliopsida, Asterales, Asteraceae.